Messenger RNA from Petromyzon marinus (sea lamprey), 1929 nucleotides. It is a transcript of the gene ANAPC13, whose product is annotated as anaphase promoting complex subunit 13. Gene Ontology annotation, biological process: protein K11-linked ubiquitination. The record is from RefSeq and is a predicted model, not a curated record. NCBI's taxonomy places the organism in Eukaryota, Metazoa, Chordata, Hyperoartia, Petromyzontiformes, Petromyzontidae. Gene Ontology annotation, cellular component: anaphase-promoting complex.
ACCCCGACGCGUGAACAAAACAACAACCACCACCAUCGUGGUCGUGGUUCAGGGCACCCAAAGCCAUUCGACCCACGCCGCCGGUCGGCGAGCGGGGAAGGAGUUUGCCUCGCCGCGUUUGGAAUUCGACGUGAAAAAUAAGUGUUUGUAGGAUAUGGACGUGAAAUAAGGGCGAGCUUCGGUGUCCUUCAGUUCUUCUUGUCAAAGCGUUCUUCAGCGUUUGUAGAAUAUCGACGUGCAAUAAGGGGAAGGAUUGAGCCGCGAGGAUGGACAGCGAGCUGGCUCGGGACGGGCGCCUCCUGGAGCUGGUGGACGAGGACUGGAGAGAGGACCUCCUUCCGCAAGAGGACGUGGAUGUGCCCCUGAUGGAGUUGCCGGAGCCUGACCAAGACAACGGUCACGUGACGGAGUCCGUGCGGGAGCAGGAGAUGAAGUGGACCGACCUGGCCCUGCAGAACCUGCACGAAAGCAUGCCCCAGUCUGCGGCCAACUGACCAAGUCGGGGCUCCGUAAAAGAUCUCCAAACUCAAGCAAUUGCUCGGAUCGGUGAUUCUGGCCAUGUUUUCUAGAGCGUUGUUUCUCAACUCCAGUGGUUCACAAGGUCCCCCACGAUACCGCCUUUUUGUGAUUGCAAUCAUUGCUGUUCGUAUGCAUUUAAGCCACUGCAGGCUGCCAACAUCUGAUUGUUUUUUAACCAUUGGGGGGUCGUGAGGACUGCAGUUGAGAAUCGCUGAACCAGAGUGAGUAGAUAACGAUUCCGACUGCCCCUCCCCCCAAGAUUGAACGAGUGGCGACAAUUCGAAUGAGAAGUAGAUAUUUAGUUUUGCUUGAUUUUUUUUUCUCUCUCAUCUGUAGUGUCAUUACGUUAGCCUGAAGUUGAAAUGUGCACAUCUUUAUCAUGUGUGUGAAUUGUAAAAUAAUAGAUUCUCACAUGCAUGGUUAACUCCACUGCAUUUUUCAUGAGCAUAAGCAUUUAUGUUAAUAAAUCAAUAGUUUAAUCAUAACUAAGUACAUGAAAUGGCGAGCUUUCGGCUUUGCAACAACUGCAUCAAUAGCAAUCCCUUUCUAGAUUUGAAGCUUUCGUGACUGCAAGGAUCCAUACUCUUUGGUUACCUAUGUGACUUUACCGAAUAGAACCAAAGAGUAUAGCAAUCCCUUUGUUUUAUUGUGUAACUGGAUGGGUUAUUUUCACGUCAGAUUAUUUGAUACCUGUAAUGCAGAAUAAAGGUACACGGGAAUGCAGCUGCCAACAGAGCACUGAUAAGUACUUCCAGAGUAAUUUUCUCCAGUCGCAUUUGUUGAACCAAUGCUUCGCGGUCGCCAAGUGUUAUGGGCCAGGUCCACCCUCCACAAUGCAAGGACCUAAAAAGUGGAUUUGCAGCAGAGCAUGGUAUACAGUGUAAUUGGGUUUAAAGCUAUCGAAGUUUAAUAUUUGGCUCGAUUAGGAAUUAAAAAUGGGUCCGAUUUGGCUGACAACCGUAGACACGAUUUCAUUGUUUACAAUUCAACAAAAGCGACCAGGCAUUGUAAUGAAAACGGAUAAAAGUGUCGAAACAGUAUUUAACAUUUUAUUAAGAAUACAAAUGCUGUAGUUAGGUGCAUGUCAACACGUUAUGCAAUAGUGUACAGUGGCACAUUAACUGCAGCAGAUAUGUAACGAGUACUUUAAAUUGACAACUUAUGGCUCUAAGAUUUAAAAAAAUAAUACGUAUGCUUCAUACACUAAAUAUAAAAUGUGUCAAGGACAAUGUUACCUUGGUGAAUGAGCAUAACAAUGGAAUUCAGGUAACAGAACAUUUUUAUCUUAUGUGUCGUAACAUAAGUGGCCAUAACCUGAAUACCUUCUAGUAUUUAUGUUUUUAUACUUAAAUUUGCUCGCUGCUUAUUGAAACAUACGCGUUAUUUACAAUAAACAUAACGUAAAUAGCC